AUUAAGAAGGACUUAACCCGUUACUGCUCUAAAGUGACGAUAUCACGGUAAGUAUUAUUAUCACAAAUAUUCAUCUCUUAGUUUAACCUUCACAUACAAUUAUUAAUUUUCAUAUCCAAAAUUUGAGCACGAAUGGAACUUAGGCCUACAUCACCAAGAGUUAUGACUUUGAUUUACUUCAAAGAUAUAAAUUGCUGAGGGGACGAAAGUCUAUGUAACCACUUUCUUUCAAUUGUCUUGAGAUGGUAUUCUAGCCUGCAGUAUUCACCAUACUGUCUGCAUUUAACAUUGAAAUACAAAUAAGCACACCCGCUUAAUCAGGAUGUUAUAGCACUGUGCGUGCGGAAAAUACCGGAUAAGGUGACGCGGCCAAAUAACCUCUGUAAAUAAAGAAUCCGCUGCAGAAAGUAAAUCAAGUUUCGUUAUCGAGUUUUGUAUAAUACGGGCAGACGUUUAAUGCACACAAAUACACGCUCUGUUACUUAACGUAAAUGACUACUUCAUGACAGCAAUUCUGAUGCUAUAGCAGUUCAUGGGAAGUCUUUUAAUGUUUUACUUAAUAUUUAUUUAGUAAAAUUUGAGAAUUACAAUGGUUGAUAAAAUGUCGUUCAAUGGAAGUACAGAUGACGGAAGUGUUGUUCAUAAAAAUUGGACACAAUGUGAUUUUGAUGAGUUUAACGUUACAUCGAUUGAUCAACCAGAAGCACCCUUUUAUUUAGUUGUUACGGCGACGGUAUGUUACGUCAUUAUUUUUGUCCUCGGCGUAAGCGGUAACGUCAUAGUUGUGACGGUGUUAAGUCUCGUGCGAGCUAUGAAGACGACAAUGAAUAUGUACUUGGUUAAUUUAUGUGUUGCCGAUCUCCUGGUACUCAUAAUGUGUAUGCCGACAGCUUUGGUGGAAAUAUUCACGAUGGAAGAAUGGCUUUUUGGGGAAGUUAUGUGCAAGCUAGUUCCGUUUUUAGAACACACUGUCUCCAAUGCUUCUGUACUGACAAUUCUUGCCAUCAGUGUGGAACGCUACAGGGUUAUCCGACGACCAUUUCUUGGAAUCACAGAGUGUUAUACAAAGGUGGUGAAAGUGCUUGUAGUAAUCUGGAGCGUGUCGGUAAUUGCUAGUUUUCCGUGGUUUUAUAUUGCUAUUUAUAGAAGCUCAAUGCUUAUGGAUGGAACGCCUAUUAUGGUUUGCCGUAACCCAAUUCGUUUAUAUUGGCAGCAGGUAUACAUUACUGGACUGACGUUACUAUUUUACCUGGUACCAUGUUUGAUUUUGCUAGGAAUUUACAUUGAAAUAUGCCGGGAACUAAUCCGUACCAACAAGGACCACGGUGCGCGUUUCGGACAAUCGGAGGUUGGGAGAAUUGCAUUUUACAGCGAAAGAAAACGCUCCCAGAGGCAAGUGCUGAAUCUUAUUGGAUCAAUAGUGUUUGUGUUCUUUUUAUGUCAUUUGCCGCUCCGAGUCGCGGGUUUGUGGUUUACAUUUGAGGACAAACACGUCAUUUAUUCCCUUGGUCUGGAGAUGUACCUGAAUAUUCUCUUCUCCACUCGAAUUAUUUUUUAUCUUAAUCACGCCUUGAAUCCAAUUGUAUACAACUUUGUCUCAAGAAAAUUUAGGAAUGCGUUAAAGAGCGUUUGUCUGAAUGACUGGAACGGAAGUGAUAGAAAGAGAUCUGUUACUAAACGCAUGCUGGUGAAAACAUCGAGUAACCGAGUGUGCGUCAGACGCAACGUCAUCUACUGUGAAGAUAAUCAUAGUUAACUAGCAAAUUGUGAAGAUAAUCAUAGUUAAUCAGUAAACUGUGAAGAUAAUCAUAGUUAACUAGCAAAUUGUGAAGAUAAUCAUAGUAAACCAGCAAAUUGUUAAGAUAAUCAUAGUUAACCAGCAAACAGAGAAUAUAAUCAUUGUUAACCAGUAAACUGUAAAGAUAAUCAUAGUUAACCAGCAAAUUGUGAAGAUAAUAAUAGUUAAUCAGCAAAUUGUGAAGAUAGUCUUAGUUAACCAGCAAACUGAGAAGAUAAUCAUAGUUAACCAGUAAAAUAAGAAGAUAAUCAUAUUUAACCAGUUAACUAUGAAGAUAAUCAUAGUUAACCAGCAAGCUGCGAAAUAAUCGUAGUUAACCAGCAACGUAAACUCUUAAAGGAAGCAAAUUAACAAAAUAAGGACACGCUGAUACGCUAUAGUUUUUUACACAAACGACAUGAAAACAAUACAAAGCUAUGGUUCAGGCUUGACAGCCAUAAUUAUGCUGAUUUUUGUCCAAACAAUGUGAUGUUUUAAAAAAAUUUGAUUUUACUCAGAUAUGAUCUUGCAUGCAUCCUUUCGUUUCAAGUGUAAAUAUGUUGCCAGUUGUGAACGAUUCAUUUAUUGCAUAAUAACAAAAAGGUCAACACACACAGAGAAAAAAUAAAUUUGUUUCCAAUUACAGUUCCAUUGAAUUUCUCUAAAAGAAAUUCAAAUGUGUUCGUGUAUAGAGGCAGUCAACCAUGAGUUCAUGAAAAUACGGCAAAUUUCGCAAUGUUCGUCAAUGUUGUAACAUUUCUUUAUGAUUAGGGGCAUUAUAAAUUCUAAUCGCAACUCUACGGACCUUUCCCUCGGACCUUUACGUGUACUAUUUAGUGUAACGUUUUGGCAUUUUUUAUAAUAAGCUUGGUUUGAUUAAAGAUUAUCAAAUUACUCAAAUGAUAUAAGUGUUACAUAACUAUUAUGUUAUUUGUUUAUAUUGCGACAAUAUAUUUUAGUUUACGGUACUUUACAAUAUACGUUUGGUAUACGUAUUUUCAAUAAACGUUUGAUAUCAUAUAAUGUUAUAAACGUUUCAGUGAUUAUGAUCAUUCUAAUCAACCAAUGAAAAUAAGUCAUGCUUGAGCGAUCAUUUCAGCAGGUAUAAAUACGGCGAUUAAAGCAACAUUAUUCAGUCUGCAGAGGAAUUUACCGAGACCGGGUUAUUCUAUGUAACUGAAGCCUCGCUUCAUACAUAGAGGAUAAUUUCGUCUACCUAACUGAAGCCUAGCUUCAUAGGUAGAAAAGAAGAAUUGGCCAAAACUAAAUACCCUUGUUUAUCCAAUUGAAGCCUAGCUUCAUGGAUAUAGGGUUGUUAUAUGAAAGUUUGUGAAAUUGUAUUUGACUCUGGGUACUUAUAGACCACCACAUUUCCUGAAAGCCUCGCUAUCAGAAUCGGUAACAUAUAGGUAUUAAAAAUCCAGAGGUAUUCUAAUAACAAAUAAGUUUGUAUAGAUAAAUUAGUUGGAACUUUGUUGUAAAUCCCUGCCAGCAGCUUAUCUUUCUAUCUAAAUAGAAGCAUCGCUUCAUAGAUAGGAAGGUAGUUGCUGGACUAUAGGAAAUUAUCGGGUUGCAGCGUGAUAUCUAUAGCUUUUGAAUUAUUUCAUAGUGUUAUAUUGUAAAGAUAUUUACUAUAUUUAGACUUUUUAGAAUUUAAUAGUGUAUUUUGGAGUGUUAAUUUAAGCUGAUUGUUUAUGAUAUAUGAUAAUUUUAUAAUCAUUUGUUUCUAAUCAAACGGCAGGUAGCCCAAAGAAAAAUUUAUUAUAUAUUCGUUGUACAUCCGCUCGGUACACGUUACAUUAGUACACAAAGUAUUAAUACACAGACCGACUUCUCUACCCUAAAAUUGUAGACAUAUUUUGUAUCCUCAUACUAUAACCGAAUGCAGAGAUGUCAAAUAAAUACAUUCGUUACCCAUUAUGCAAAUAUUGGUGUAACCCUAAGCCUCUUUGCAUCACAACUGGGACUUAAAAUUCAUUUUGUCCCAGAUCACAAAACACAUGGUAGAACUACUUUCGAUUCGAAUUGCUUUAGAGAUGAUUUUUGGUAAAAUUGCGAGGUGUUCCGAAUGAACAAAAUCUUGCCAAUUGCAAUGUAUAUUUCAAUGUUUUCUGACAAAAUUUCUGCAAUUUAAAGUGAUGAAGAAAGCUGAAAUUAUAAGAGUAGCUUGUCUGAAUUAAAUUAGUUUUUUUUGUCUGGAUUAAAUAUGUUUUAGAAAAAAAAGUCAACAUGUAAUCUGUAAAAUAUUUUUGCACUGUAUCGUCAAUAGAGAACAUAAAAUGUAAAAUUUGAAUUCUUGGAAAUCUUCUAAUCUUUAACGCUCCCGUGGGAUAUUGGAGUAUCUGUAAACAUUGAUUUAACGAGCAAAUCGUAUAUGAUUUGUAAAUAAUAUUUAGUGUAAAUUGUCUAUUGCGCAUCAAAAUUAAUAUCUUACAGCCCGCACGGGAUUCAAGUAAGAGCGGCGUCUGGAACUGUAGUCAUGGUAAUGGAUGUAUACAUAAUUUAGCAGAUGUCCAAUACUUGCAUGCUUGUAGCACAUUUGUCAAAGUAUUUAGACAUGCAAAGCUAUUAAAUACGUUGUUUUUGUUCUUGGUUAUUGCCCAUGUAUAAAAUAACACAAUAUAUCAACUCGCGACACAGUUAGCUGGAUUAUAAACAAGAUAUAUCGCUCCGAAUGGAGAACGCUAUGGUAAAUUACUGUAAAUGAAUAAAUGACGGAUGUUUUUGUUUGUUUGAUUAUUUUUGUUGUUUUCUUUUCUUUUCUUCAAAAAUCAUCGCAUUGAAAACGGUAACAAAUUGAAUCAGGAGCCAGGGAUCUGAUAUGUGUUCCAAAAUUUAAAACAAAACAUCCAGGAAUUGUUGAGGUUCUUGUUAACUUCAGUCAUAGGUUAGAGCACUGUCCAGUUCAUGUCUAUGUUUUAAUUUGUGAGCAACAAAGUCUCGAUCUUUGUUCCAUAAAGCGCACCCGAAACUAAGUACAUUAAACAUUUUUAUCGUUUACCACCUUCCGAUUAUUUACAAAAUAUUAAAAAAUCAUUAUUAUAUAUCUUAAGCUGGACGCCAAAACAAGAACUAUUCUCUAUAGACUGUAAAAUUGUGAGCCUUAAUCAAAACUUUUAUAUUAAUUAAUUUAUUUAGACAAGAUAUUAAGAUCACAUGAACUUGUCUAUUCAAGAACUUUAAUCGAAACUUCUUAUUUCAUGCGUGGACUUUGCAAAGCUCCAGCUAUGAUUAAAACUAAAUUGGUAUAAAAAAAAUCUGGAAAAAGGACGGGCCCUCAGAAACAAUGGAAACAAUAGUAUUAUACGAAUAUUGCAGACUCGGUUUGAUCGAGUCUAUUCGUGAGAGAUAAUGUAAAAGUGCAACAGCACCGGCUUAAACGGUAUUAUAUCUUCACCACGUAAAGGUGUUGGAAACAAUAAUCCCGAAGCACUAGAAAAAUAUAACAACACUGUCGAGGAGAACUUUUUACAGCUGCCACACGGAACUUGUAAAACGCAUCUGGCCAACUGAUGUAAAACAGUAAAUAACAAAGAAACAAUUUUCGUGAUCUCUCGCUAAAUGUAAAUGUACUGGAGAUUUCCUAAACAUAAAUAAUAUAACAAUUUAAUAACCAUAAUGUUGACAGUUCUAUUGACUGCAUCAUUUAUUCUAAGACAUACACUACAUACAGUGUACCUGUUUGGAUGAUUUUUACGUUUGUAACAAGUUAUCUUCGAUGAGUUUUUAUAAAUAACUCCUUUUCUGCAAUAAUUCACAUAAAUACAUCAU
Molecule: messenger RNA, 5548 nt
Organism: Ruditapes philippinarum (Manila clam)
Lineage: Eukaryota; Metazoa; Mollusca; Bivalvia; Venerida; Veneridae
Product: growth hormone secretagogue receptor type 1-like
Exons: 4
Coding region: 590-1756 (388 amino acids)
Biological process (GO): G protein-coupled receptor signaling pathway
Cellular component (GO): plasma membrane
Molecular function (GO): G protein-coupled receptor activity
Source: RefSeq, a predicted model, not a curated record